AUGUUAUCGCCCUCCGAAUUUCCCAACUGGCAAUUAUCCCAGCCCUAUGACCUUUCUGUGUUCUCUGAACCGCCAUCGUGGGUCGUUGUUUUCCUUUGUAAAACGGACGAUGAAAAUUAUGAGAGAAUAUUAAAACGGCUCUGCACUCUGGACAAAACAUGGGACGAUGUUCCGCCUGGUCAAAUGAGACGCCUGUUGCCAAUGCCAUGGAUUCGCGACUUCUCACCCCCGAUAUCGGUCAUUUUUCAAAUUUUCGAAGAAACAGGCUACUCGGACGGAUUGGUCUUCAUCGACGAGCAAUCCUUGCAAGAUGACACCGCAGUUAUACUGAACGGAUACUACGGCCCGGAACGCGUUGAAGCUGCCCGUGUACGUAUGGACCGAGCCAAUCUGGCUCUCGCUGCAUCUCAGGAGCGGUCGCUCGCGGCAGUGAUGCCAAAUUUCGACGAGGUUAAGAUUAUCCCCGAGCGCAAGUCCCAGGACCAUUUAGGUGGUCAGUAUGAGAUGGUAUAUCGCCUUCCUCCGCACCUUCCGGCCGACUUCGAGCCGAAGCGAUCCACAUUGACUUUGAUUUCCCUGGUUCAUCUGUCGGAAACUGAAGCGAGCGCGAUUCUGUCCCAACCCUGGACGAACGAGCAAAUUGAGAACGUGGAGAUACUCAACUGGCCGGAUGACCAAAGCCCGUGCUCUCGUGCUGAGAUGUACCGCAUCUUUCAAGCUGUCAAGACUCCCGGCUCUCCCAAUAUUGAUCAAGCCUUUGCGAUGUUUAUCGAUACCUCCGAGGAACGUGAACAUAGCAUCAUCUUCGCAAAAGAAUGGCAAAAGGAAGGCGAGCGAGGAGACAACACCGUCCAAUUGUCUGCUGUGAAAGACCUCAGCGACGCCGUAGGAAUCUGGCAUUUGAUCUGGAAUCCGUCGCUCAACCACUCACGGGGUGGUGUUGUUAGGUGCAACGACUUCAGGGUCAACCCUAGUCUGUUCUACUCACACAAGUUAGACGACGGGUUUGAGAAUAUUAACAACCCGGAUGAGAUUGUCGUAUCCAACGAUGCCUGUUUGGUCUUUGUGCUGGAGAAGAUGGGAGAUAGAGACGUGAGGACCACGUGUGAUGAAGUCCUUUCGGAAAUCGAGGAGACCGUACGGUUUGUCGACGUUUCGCAUGUCAUCAAAACCCCUGACAUUGAAGGCUUGGUGGCCUUUUUCGAGUCGCCUGAAUUCAUUCAGUCGGGCCAGGAAAUUCCCCGAUACUUCUUCGCAGUGGACCGUCUUUCGCUAGAGGCGGCUAGAGGAGAUGAAGAGGAAGCUGCUUGUAUCAUCAUUGCGGGAAGGAAAGACCUGGGUAUGCUGGUAGCGAAGCCAGACGAGGAACGCCUUCGAGACGGAGACGAACCAUAUGGUCAUCAGUGCCUAGGUUAUGAUUAUGCCCGACUCAAUGCUUGUGGCGCCGCCGAGGCAUGGACGGGUUUGGACGUCAUGACUAUGGAAUCCUACGAAAUAUCCGAGGAGGUCAAAACCGCCUUCUUUGGCACUGUUUCGACAUGGGCAGAGGACAAGCAGGUCUGGCUCAAAGACCGUGGACAGCAGUUUUACCCAGCAUACCAUCCCGAGGAUUGUACGGAGGAGCCGAUGGUGGCCUGA
Aspergillus affinis is the source of this 1638-nucleotide messenger RNA. RefSeq names its product alpha/beta-hydrolase. The coding region runs from base 1 to 1638 and encodes 545 amino acids. Lineage: Eukaryota; Fungi; Ascomycota; Eurotiomycetes; Eurotiales; Aspergillaceae. The transcript has a single exon. The record is from RefSeq and is a predicted model, not a curated record.